Oppiella nova is the source of this 1569-nucleotide messenger RNA. The record is from the annotation of a GenBank genome assembly. Lineage: Eukaryota; Metazoa; Arthropoda; Arachnida; Sarcoptiformes; Oppiidae.
UACCAGCUCCUCUUUCAGUCGGAGUACGACUGGAACCACACGGAAGCCAAACAGCCGGUGGGACUGGCCUUCAAAGACGGCCGCAUUCAGGAGAAUAGGGGUAAAGUGUUGGGCGGCUCGUCGUCGGUCAACGGCAUGGUCUACAACAGAGGCAAUCGACAGACUUUUGACGACUGGGCGCACGAGUUCGGGGCCGAGGGCUGGACUUAUAGAGAGGUUUUGCCGUAUUUUAAAAAGUUUGAAAACAAUACGGAUCCGCAAAUUGUCGGCGACGGCACAUAUCAUGGAACUAAUGGCUCGGUUCAGAUCACUUCGUGGCCCCAACCCGUGGAUCCAAUCGUCCGAAUCUAUCAGAAAGCUAUGAAUGAGUUGGGAUACAAUACCACAGACAUCAACGGAGCCGUUCAGACGGGAACCGCUGUCUUACAAGCAUUCAUCGACAGUCGCGGCCGGAGGUCCAGUAUUGCGAACUGUUAUUUGGAUCCAAAUCCUUUUCCCCAAAACCUGGAUAUCCUGACGGGCGCUCACGUCAUCAAAAUCCUGUUCAACGGACAGAAAGCUAUUGGCGUCGUGUUUGUGAGGAAUGGUCUCAAAUAUACGGUGAAAACGCGUCGCGAAGUCAUCGUCAGCGCCGGCUCCAUCGGAUCUCCGCAACUGUUGAUGUUGUCGGGAGUAGGUCCGCGUCAAGAGCUGGAAAAGUGGGGCAUUCCAGUGGUGGCGGACCUCCCGGUGGGCGAGAACCUGCAGAACCACCCGGCGCUCGAUCUCAACUUCGCAAUCAAAGAGCAGUUCCACGAUUUGGUUGAUAGCGGCGACUCUGAGUUGACAAUUGACAACCUGUACGAGUACUACACGAACGGUUCGGGAGUACUCACCAAAUACUAUAACUGCAUGACAUACCGGUCCACCAAAUCCAACAACAACACCGACUUCCCGAACGUGUCGCUCCAGUUGGCGCUACUCAAGUACCCCAAAGACCCGUCGCGGGUGACUGUCGUGCAGUUCGAGGCUCAGGACGAGUGGAAGGCCUACAACCGCCAUCUCCUCGGAAAACCCUAUUUCUUCGUUCAGCCGACGCUCGAGAGGAUCCGGAGCCGCGGUUUCGUGCGCCUCGAGUCCACCGAUCCGUUCGUCUAUCCCGUCAUAAACUCGCGCUUUCUGUCCGAUCCGCAGGACUUCGAGGAUAUGGUGGACAUCACUUUGUGGGCCUUUUAUGUGUUCGAGCACCCGUCGAUCGCACCGUAUGUCCGGCCACACAAACCCAUACCCGGCUGCAAGUUCUGCGCGGAACAGCCCUUCGCACACAAGUGCGACGCCUACAUCCGGUGUCUCAUCCGUCAGGUGACGUACACGGGCUGCCAUUUGGUGGGCUCGUGUCGCAUGGGCGCCGCCCACCGCCGCGACACUGUCCUCGACCCUCGACUGCGGGUCAAAGGAGUGGACGGACUGCGCGUUUGCGACGCCUCCGUCAUGCCGACCGUCACCAACGGCAACACCAACGCACCCGUCAUUAUGAUCGGCGAGAAGUGCGCCGAUCUCGUCAAAGAGGACAAUAGUGUUUCGGCUUAG